GCCUUUCCCCAUUGGGUCUCUGUAAGAGUCACAUGCUUUGGGCGUCCUUGAAAAGAAUCUUCUCAGGCCUCAGCAUCUUAUCUGAGUCUCCUGAAUCCCACUUAGAACUGUGUUGAGCUCUCACCCAUCACGAUGAGCAACAAAUUCCUGGGCACCUGGAAACUUGUCUCUAGUGAGAACUUUGACGAUUACAUGAAAGCUCUGGGUGUGGGGUUAGCCACCAGAAAACUGGGAAAUUUGGCCAAACCCACUGUGAUCAUCAGCAAGAAAGGAGAUAUUAUAACUAUACGAACUGAAAGCACCUUUAAAAAUACAGAGAUCUCCUUCAAGCUAGGCCAGGAAUUUGAAGAAACCACAGCUGACAAUAGAAAGGCCAAGAGCAUCGUAACCCUGCAGAGAGGAUCACUGAAUCAAGUGCAGAGAUGGGAUGGCAAAGAGACAACCAUAAAGAGAAAGCUAGUGAAUGGGAAAAUGGUAGUGGAAUGUAAAAUGAAGGGCGUGGUGUGCACCAGAAUCUAUGAGAAGGUCUGAAAAAUCGUUUCCUCAUUGAAGUGGCUUUCGAUCAUUUAAUGAUGGAAAUCAAUUGCUUCCAUUGACAAAACCUGAAUACACUGCAAAUGUUUGUUUUUGCUUUUGUCUUAAUAUAUCAGAUAGGCAAAGGCCUAAACUGAGAAUUAAUCUAGAAGUCAGUGUUAUUUAAACAGUUUUAAUGUGCAUACGUGUUAUUACUACAUUAAAGCAUAUAUAUUGGCCAGACACGAUCAGUUGAUGAUGUCAUUUAACUAAUUACAAAAUUCUAACCUAUGUUGAACUUUGUAUACUUGAAAUGAUAAUAAAAAGGAUAGAAUUUGUUAGUAAAAGGAAAUCAAGGUAUUGAUCAUAGUAGCAAACUCAAAUGCUGACAGGGGCUGGGGAGUUAUGGGGAAGGAGCAUCAGAAAUGAGGCAAGCUAGGAGAAUGAGCUAUUUUAAUGUAAAGAAUUGUAGUCUCAGCUAAAAGGGGUAGCCUCUACUCCAACCAACAUUUUUAAAUUAAUGGAUAAUUUAUAGACAAUUAAAUGCACAGAUAUUAAGGAUAGAGUUCAGUCCACUGUGAUAAAUGCAUGCACCCGUAUAACUCACAUCCCAAUCAAGAUACAAAACAUUUUCUUAAUCCUAGUACAUUUUUUUCUGCCCCUUCCCAAUCAGUGUCCUUUUCUGUUCCACCCCUACCAAAAUCAAGUAGUGGUUUAGUUUCUAUUACGUAGAUUCAUUUUGUCCGUUCAUAUAAAGGGAAUUAUACAUCAUUGAUUCUUUUUUGUUUGCCUUUUUAAAAUUCACCAUAAUGUAUUUGAGAUACAUCCAUAUUGUUGCAUGCAGCUGUAGUUUGUUUCUUUUUAUUACCAAGUACUAUUUCAUUGUAUGAAUAUAUCACAGUUUAUUCAUUCUACUAUUAAGACAAUUGGGCUAUUUCUAAUUUUUGGCUGCUAUGAAUAAAGCUGCUACAAACAUUUUUGUACAAAAGUUUUUGUAAACAUAGGAGUUCUUUUAUUUUAAAUAAAUAACUAGUCAUAUAAUCACUAGGUCCAGUAAUUUGUGACAGGCAGGAAUGGGGGACAAUUGCAUUGUGCCCAAGUAAUAAUAAAACUAUUUCAGAUGUAUUAUAUGAUUGAGCAAAUGAGAAAACAUGUCGAUGUUGAUGUUGAUGUUGAUGGGAAUCAGGAUGUCCACUGUGGAAAAAUGAACAUACAAAUAUGAAAUGAGGGAAGGCAAGAAAGAACCAUGUGGAAAUGGAAUAGAACUGAUAUAAGUUCAUAAUUUCUAAACCAUGUAUAUGUACAUUUAUAUGUAUUAUAAUUGCAUACACAUGCCUGCAUGCAUAUAUGUGUGUGAUAUUAGACAUGCAUCUAUGUGUGUGUAUAUAUGUGUGUGUGUGUAUACACAUGCAUAUAUUUACUAAUUCUAUCUGCCAAAAGGGCUUAGACACAAAAACACCUCAGCAGAAAUGAAUACACCUAGCACUCAGAUCUUCGUGUCUAAUAUAAUUUGCCACUAAAAGGAACCAGGGCUACCUGUCAAAAUGGCUGAUUCCAAAGCAAGGGCAAGGUAGAAACAAGAUGAGCCUGAAAUAUCUUGUUGUGCCAGAAAGUAAUGUUCAAAAAAAUAAUAGGUAUACUGCCAAAACAUAGAGCCUGCUUGAAGGGGCUCCCAUUGACCAAACUUGAGCCAAUUUGAGAGCAAAAUAGUUGAGAAAAAUAAUAAAUUAUAAACCAUUGGGAAAAAAUAGAAAUCCAUGAAUCCAUACUGAUAUAUGAUACAUAAUCAAUAGAUAGGUAGAUAGAUGACUAAUAGAAGAUAGAUAGAUAGAUAGAUAGAUAGAUAGAUAGAUAGAUAGAUAGAUAGACAAAUGAGAAGGUGUCUCCUUUACAACAGAAUGUCAUGGGCCAGCUGGUAAAUGUGGGUGAAAGGAGUUCUGGAAUUGGAAAACCAUGAUUUUUCAACCAUCACAGUAAAUACGGCUCAGGCAAGAAUUAUCAAUCAAUGCUAAAGCUAGGGGGAAAUUUUGAUUAGGAGCAGGAUAUUAGGAUAUUAUUCUGGGCUUAAAGUAUCUCCUCACAGAUUGCUUGUUAGUUUCUGGGGAAAGAACAGUAACUAUGCAACGGAAAAAAAAAAUGGACAACCUCUUGACUGGGUUAUCAAAAUUAACCUCACCAAUAAACCGUGGAUGUUCAACUUGUGCCUUCAAAUGUGACACACUGAGAAGGAAACAACAUCGCUUUAACAAAAACAACAGAAAAAGACAGGGGGUUUUGACUGAAUUCUUAAAAAAUGUCAAUAUCAUAGAAGACAAAGAAAAGUUGUGGAAAUGUUUCCGAUUAAAUUGUAUUAGAAACACCUGAGAACUAAACAUAGUAAGUGAUACUAGACUGGAUCCUAUACUAGAGGUAACAUAAAUGCUCCAAAGGACAAUGCUCGGUCAAUUGGCAAAUUGGAAUAUAGACAGUCAAUCAGAUAACAAGUAUACUUUGAUUAAGUAAAAGAAUAUUCCUAUUCUUGGAAAAUACACAAUAAAGUAUUUUGAGGUAACGGGCCAUAAUGCAUGCAAUCUACUCUCAAAAAAUUCAGAAACAUAUAUUUGUGUGCAUUUGUGUGUGCAACAGUACACACAAACAUACAUAAAGAGAACAAUUGAUAAACAAAUGAGGUAAAAUUUAACAAUAAUAUGAUACACAUAAAUAGAGAAAGAGAGCAAUUGAUAGAGCAAAUGAGAUAAAAUUUAACAAUUGAGUAAUCUGAGUAAAAGGUAUGUGUGUUUUCUUUGAGAUAGUCUGAUUUUUGCAACUUUUUCUGUAAGUUGGAAUUUACUUCCAAACACGAUUGAAAAAAAAAAAAAAACCUUGCCCUUGGCAACUUCGUCUCUUUUUCAGCCUAGAAAUGUCUGUGUUAAGUGGUUUUUUGUUUAUUGUUGUUGUUUGCUGUUAUUAUUGUUUUGUCCCCAGGCUCCAACUCAAAAAACAAGAGUUUAAAAAUUGCAUUGUUAUUUUUAGAGAUUUGUGAUAAUACAACUUGUUAUAAAAUGCAUUCCUCAAUAAAGAUAAUUUCUCUAUUAUGCAAAAA
Molecule: messenger RNA, 3595 nt
Organism: Chlorocebus sabaeus (green monkey)
Lineage: Eukaryota; Metazoa; Chordata; Mammalia; Primates; Cercopithecidae
Gene: PMP2
Product: peripheral myelin protein 2
Biological process (GO): membrane organization
Cellular component (GO): myelin sheath
Molecular function (GO): lipid binding
Source: RefSeq, a predicted model, not a curated record